Molecule: messenger RNA, 5823 nt
Organism: Megalopta genalis
Lineage: Eukaryota; Metazoa; Arthropoda; Insecta; Hymenoptera; Halictidae
Gene: gig
Product: TSC complex subunit tuberin
Biological process (GO): negative regulation of phosphatidylinositol 3-kinase/protein kinase B signal transduction; positive regulation of GTPase activity; negative regulation of Wnt signaling pathway
Cellular component (GO): nucleus; cytoplasm; TSC1-TSC2 complex
Molecular function (GO): GTPase activator activity
Source: RefSeq, a predicted model, not a curated record
UGGUCUUUUGUAGCGGUUUUUCAUGGUCACCGAUUACAGCUGAUUGGUGUUUGGUAUUCCGGUAUACCUAUUGUCUUCACGUAAUACGUUUCAUUGACGUUCCCGAAUUCAGAUUUGUUUUUGAUAUGUCCACCGUUGCUCGACACAAAUCGUCCUGGCUAUAUCCUAGUGGUUCCUUUUAGCUGUUAAAAUAAAAUGUCGAAAAUGAGCUCGAAAGACAAGGACAACAAAACCUUACAUGACAAAUUGAAACAGUUUUUCCGUUUUAACAAAGGAAACUAUAGAAGUCGUGAAGAUUUCACAUUAACUACUGAUCUUGAAAAAGAAAUUAGUCAUGAAAGUCCUGUACAUCAUCGUACAAGAGCAAUUAAAGAUCUUUGCGAUGCAGUUCUUAAUCAACAAUGGGAAGAUACAGCAGCUGAAAGAUUAUGGUAUCUAGUACAAGACCUUUUAGGAAAAGAUGUACCUCGAGAACACAGACACGUGACAUUGAACUUCUUGAGAUGUCUUGUCCAAGGCCAAUACUCUAAACUGUCUUCUCUCAUGAGAGUAAAAUUCUUUAUGGUUGUUAAAGAACAUAAUAUUCCAGAGGAUAUUGGACCUAGAUUGGAACUCUUACAAAGUUUAACAGAAAAUGGAAAAGAUAUAUUACAUUUGGAAGAGAGAAUGGGACCAUUCUUAUUGGAAUGGAUGCCUAUUGUAACAGCAGGGGAUGGGAAAAGGGGUUCUGAAUUCUUGUCUCUUCUUGUCAAUGUCAUAAAAUUCAACUCAGCGUACAUAGAUGAUGAUAUAAUAUCAGGACUUGUGCAGUACAUUUGUCAUCUGUGUUAUUAUAGCAAUAGCACUGAAGUUGUUUCUGGGUGUUUAGAAGCUCUAGAUGCAAUUGUUUGCUAUAAUAAUUUACACUCUGACUCAUUACAAACGUUUAUCAUAGCUUUAUGUGGGAGUGUAAAUGUUGAAACAUAUUGUCAAAUAAGUUGGAAGAUUAUGCGUAACUUAUUAGGAACACACAUGGGCCAUUCUGCAUUAUAUACAAUGUGUCGUUUAUUGCAAGAUGUCAAUUUUCAGCGAGAUGUACGUUUGUUAAGAGGUGCAGUGUUUUAUGUAAAUAUGGGCCUUUGGGGUACGCAUAAAAUUCCAAAAUUAGAAUGUACUCCAACAUCUGUUUUACCUUCAUUUUAUCAAGCUUUAAAAUGUAAUCACCCAAUUGUUAUGUAUGAAGUAACACUAUCAAUUCAGAGAUUAGUGACCAAAUAUGGUGCUGAGUUAUGGGAUCCUACAUGGAGUAUUAUUCUUGAUAUUAUUGAAGAAGUUAUUUCUCACACAGAAACUAGCAAUCAGCCUGCAACUAGACAAGUUUCAACGAGUUUACAUGAAACAAUAAAUAGUAUUGAAAAUUUGUUGGAUAAUAACCGUUAUAAUGGUUGUGUUCAACGAUUUUACGAGCUUGUUGAUCGGUGCAGUAAUACACGACCUGAAGCAUCUGUGUUAAAAUUGAUUGAAUAUAGAGCACAUACUAUAGGGCCUACUCAUCAUCACUGGCAAACAAGAUUAGCCAAUUUAAUGGAUCGUUAUUAUAAAAUGGAAACACGUACGAAUGUUAGAGUAAAAGUCCUUGAAGUCUUAACAAAUGUCAUUCAAGUUAAUAGUAGGUCUAGAUACGAGGAUGAAUUGAUUGAAAGAAUUGUUGUGCCAUAUUUUCAACAUAUAGAUGCGGAUUCAGAUAUUACAAUUCGAAAUAGUGUUGCAUAUUUGCUUGUUGACCUUUGUCUUGAGUGUGAUACAAAACGAUGUCUGGAACUUUUGGAUAUUAUAGAGAAGUUAAUCAACAAACCCUUCUGUUCUGACAUUCCAGUCACAAAGGACACUGAUAUCAAGGAUGUGAAAACUGCAGUUGUUGGUGUAAUAAAAAUAUUAACAUUAAAAAUUUACAACUUGCCAUCAAGUCAUGCAAUACGUGCUUAUAAGGUUUUAGUGAAUCAUCUUGAUCAGCAUUAUAAGGAUCCAAGUGUCUUCCACGAUGUUUCUACAAUUCGAUAUCUGAUCUUUGAGUGUUUCUUGAAAAUUAGAGCGAAUACGCUGUAUCAUCUUGGAUUUCCGGAUGCACAAAAUGCAUCUGUAACAAGAUUUAGUCCAUAUUUAGUCUUAGAACAUGCCGCGACUGAACGAAUGAAUAGUGGAGGUGGUGGAAACAGUCCUCCACCAGCAAGUCCAGCUCCAUCACAUUUAUCUUGUCAGAUUACACACAUGUCAUUGGCACAUGCAUGUAAAGCUGUUAUUUCCUGUAUUAAGUCGGAGAAAGAUUGGAAGGUUUUACAACUUGUGUUGAAGGAGUUACCUCAAGUAAUGCAGAACAGAGCCUUGGUACUAUCACGACAUACUAAUGAUAUUGAUUGUUUUGCUACAGCUCUUUGUUCUAUGGUCAGUGAUAAGAACUUACGACUUCCAGAAUCUUUGUACAAUGUUCCUCCAAAAUUUACUCUAUCUGAAUUUCGCGUUCACGUUUUUCCAGUAUUAGCAUCGUUAGCAUCAUAUCAUGCGCAUCUGGAUCCUAAUUUACAGCAACGUUUAAUAAAAUGUUUAGAGGUCGGUUUAACUGCAAAAUGCGCGAGCCAGUGUGUUACUAGUCUUACAACUUGUAUUUUGGAAAUGCGUGACACUAUGAACAAACUUUUGUCAGAAGUUCUCUUAAAUUUGUCUAAAAUUUCAGCAACAGUACAUAUUGCUAUACCAAUUUUGGAAUUUUUAUCUACUCUCACGAGACUGCCAAAAGUUUUUGCAAGCUUUAUUGGAGACCAAUACAUGUCGGUUUUUGCUAUUUUGUUACCAUAUACAAAUCCAUUUAAAUAUGACCACUACACGGUAUCUUUGGCACAUCACGUAAUUGCUGUAUGGUUUCUAAAGUGUCGAUUACCAUUUCGAAGAGAUUUUGUUAGAUUUAUUACUACGGGCUUAAAAGCAAAUGUAAUAAUACCGUUCGAGGAAGGACAUUUGAUGAAAUCAGAUUUUAAUUUCAUGAAUGAAGACUCGUCAAAUAGGAAACGUAGUUCGAGUUUAACAGAACAGGGUAGUAGAGGUCGAAGAGAAAGACCAAUAAUGUCUAAUCGUAUGAUAGGUGAUAGUAAAGUUUCGGAUUUGAAGCCACCCAUCGACGAAGCUUUAAUGACUUUUCACGUCGAACUUACUGAAACCUGUAUCGACUUGAUGGCUCGGUAUACAUUUUCAACAUAUUCAGCAAGGCCUAAAAGACUUUCUAGUGCUGAUUUUCUUCUAAAAGAAGGCCAAUCAAUGACAUGGUUGCUUGGAAAUAAACUGAUCACUGUAACGACAAGCGGUUGUAGCAAUAAAGCAAUGCGUGGAGGACUCUGUGAUAAUUGUUGGGUCGCUUGUAAACCCGGUCCUCAAUCACCUGAACAUACAAGAACGUCUCAAUUGAAUUUAAGGAGAGCAUCUAGUACAGAGACAGCAAAGGAAGACAAAUUGUCUAGGCAAUCUUCGGGAGGCCAUGGGAGCUCUACUGGAAAUACAGCUGCAAAUUCUCCAAUAGAGGAAUCGAAGAAAACGCUAGAUGAUUUAGAAGCAACGAAAAGGGAAUACCCUGUGGAGAAGGUAGAUAAAGAACAAGUUGAAUCAUCAAAACUGGAACAAAUACUCAACAGUCAGAAGCCAGAAGAACAUGUGCUUUGUGCAUGUUGGUGUCAAGGUUGGGCUGAAAUAUAUGUACGCAGACCUACGGGUGAUAUGUCUUGGAUAAUGAGAAUUCAGAAUUCUAUGCAAUUCGAGAUGCACAUAGACUUUCCUGUACAUGAUAUAAUGGCACUGUACAGACCAACCCAGGAUUUAUUGCAGAAACAGCAAGAAUCAACGUCAGAAUAUUCUGGAGAUGAAGGAGAGGAUACUGCGGAUAAAAAUCUAGAUCAAGUACAAACUGAUCAUAGUGGUGUGAUGAAAUCUGUAACAUCAUCUUCCAUAUCAUCCGGUCCAAUUGCCAUUCCGGGUUCACCAGCUCGACCGAAUCCGUCUAGACAAAGUUCCCGUGAUAGCUUGGAAAGCUUAGAGGACGGUGACGAUGAUUUACGUCGUUCCCGGAAUCCCGUGCGCAGAUCGAAUUCUAGUCCCGAAAUGAGCGCUAAUUGGAAAAAUCCAUUCUUAAAUAAAGAUAAAUUAAACUUACAACAAGUAGACCGUGAGCUACCAUCUGCAGAUUUAGAAGUUAAACUUGACGCAGAGUCAAAGAAUCGUGCAAAAAAUACUUAUACAAAGGACAUGAGGGUCAGUUGUGAAGCUAUACCAGAAGAAAUAUUUGGUAUGGGCACGACACCACCAUCUUCAGAAAAUGCAUCAGAUCAUCCAUCUGCAUUGAGAUCUCAACGUUCCUAUCCAGGAGCAUCGCAAGUAACUCAAGUCAUUACAACUACUAGCAAUACUGUCCCGCCAUCACCAACUACCCUACAGGUACAAGGAAACUUCCUAGGAGUACAAGCGCGCACAGCACAAAUACAAUCAUCGACAGCAAAGCCUCCACAAUCACCCACUCAAAUUUACCCUCGAUUAUCUAGUCUUGAGUCUGGUCAAAAGCAGGCAUCAGUAGGAUCAGAAAAUAAACCGCCUAUUGGACGAAAUCAUCUUGGGGAUAAACAAAAGGAUGAAAGACCUGAUCCGUCCACGUUACCACCUUUACCACUACCGUUCCGUGAUAGAGGUCAUACAAUUUCCGUGAUGAGUCCUGUAAAGAAAUCUCGCGCAGAAUGGGACACCAUACGGAGAGGGAAUUCUCCACGAGUAAAAGAUCCUCCGAAAGCUGGUAUCAAUCCUAGUUUUGUCUUUUUACAAUUAUAUCAUACGGCACAUUUCGGAUCACCCUCGGAGAAACCUUUGUUAGUUCCGCAAACAACAGCUGUGCAGAGGGCAGUAACGAAUUUGGACAGGAUACAACCAUAUGAAACCCAUAAAAUUGGAGUUCUUUAUGUUGGCCCAGGACAAGCCUCUAACGAGGCAGAAAUUCUAGCUAAUCAGCAUGGGUCACUUCGAUAUACAGAGUUUUUACAACGAUUGGGAACAUUGGUCCGGUUAAAAGACGUUGAUGAAAGUGUGUUUCUAGGUGGUUUGGACCGCAACGGUGAAAAUGGGAACUUUGCAUAUAUUUGGCAGGAUGAUGUUACACAGGUAGCGUUUCAUGUGGCCACUUUGAUGCCAACUAAAUCCAGUGAUCCAAAAUGUACUUCUAAAAAGCAACAUAUUGGAAACAAUUAUGUUACUGUAGUGUACAAUGAAUCUGGGGAGCCAUAUAAUAUACAAACUGUAAAGGGGCAAUUCAAUUAUGCGGGCGUUGUGAUUCAGCCCUUGGAUCACGGUACUAAUCAAGUUACAGUUCAAGUGAAAGAAGAACUAGCAAAACAUAUUCGACAUAGUGAACCUAAAAUAAUAUCAGAUCAAAAUUUAGCAAUUUUAUCUCGACAAUUGGCUCUUCAUGCUAAUCUUGCUUCAAUGGUUUCAUCAUCUCUAGAACAAAACAGUCACAAUCCGUAUGCCUCGAACUGGUUAGAACGAUUGCGACAUAUAAAAAGGCUUCGAAAUCGUGUUUUGCAAGAAACAAUAAAUAAUAAUCCAGACGGAACGACCGACGAUUUAUCGCCAAGAUCGAAUAAACGUGUUUAUAUGGAUGAUUUUACUGAAUAUACUACAUGAAUUGAUUCCAAUAAAAGCAUUACAUAAACGUUGUUAUUAAUGUAAUUCAUAUUCGCGUAAAAAUAUGUAAGUUUUUGAUGCAAUAAUUAAGAACUCUUUAUGUGAACUCUGGCUAAUACAAUUAUUUUAUAAGGA